Messenger RNA from Rhodamnia argentea, 1043 nucleotides. Its product is annotated as reticulon-like protein B2. The transcript has 5 exons. NCBI's taxonomy places the organism in Eukaryota, Viridiplantae, Streptophyta, Magnoliopsida, Myrtales, Myrtaceae. Bases 114 to 869 code for a protein of 251 amino acids. The record is from RefSeq and is a predicted model, not a curated record.
AAACCCGCCAUUGGAACCUGAGGGGCACGAAAGAUAGACAGACACACCAACGCGCGCUCUCUCUCUCUCUCUCUUCCUCUUUCGCCAUCCCUUCUCUUUCUCGGUGGAGAUCCAUGGCGGAUCAUGCGGGAGACUCCGAGCCCUCGUUGAUGGAGAAGGUCUCCGAGAAGAUCCACGGCCCUGAGUUUUCCUCUUCCUCCGAUUCGGACGAUGACAAGCCCUCGGCCGUUGAUUCCAUGAAAUCGAAAGUCUAUAGGCUCUUCGGUAGGGACAAGCCCGUCCACAAGGUCCUGGGUGGUGGAAAACCUGCUGAUAUUUUCCUUUGGAGGGACAAGAAAGUCUCUGCUGGUGUCCUGGGUGUGGCCACUGCAAUAUGGAUUCUCUUUGAGUUGAUGGAAUACCAUCUGAUCACUCUUGUUUGCCAUAUCUUGAUCCUUGCUCUGGCAAUUAUUUUUCUGUGGGCUAACGGCUCCACAUUCAUCACAAAGUCCCCACCUAACAUCCCAGAAGUUCGACUUCCCGAGAAAUGUGUGCUGGAAGUGGCUUCUGCACUGAGAUUUGAAGCUAAUCGAGGAUUGGCUCUCCUGAGAGAGAUAGCAUCAGGGAGAGAAUUAAAGAAGUUCCUAGCUUUCAUUGCAGGAUUGUGGGUUCUCUCUAUGGUAGGGAGUUGCUUCAACUUCAUCACCUUGAUUUUCAUAACUUUCGUUUUGCUACAUACUGUACCCUUGUUUUAUGAAAAAUACGAAGAUCAUGUCGAUUCCUUCGCGGAGAAGGCAAUGGUGGAGAUCAGGAAGCAGUAUGCAGUCCUUGAUGAGAAGGUCUUGAGUAAAAUCCCAAAAGGGCCUUUGAAAGACAAGAAAAAGGAUUAGUCGGCCAGGUCGCGGUACUAGUUUACUUGGUUCACGGUGAAAGCGGAAGGUUUUCUUAGCCGUUAUCCAGUCCUGUUUACCUAUGUGCCUCUAAUAUAUUCGAUAGUGCUACAUCUUUACUUUGCGUUGACUAGUUUUAUUUAUUGACAUGUUCUAAACCGUACUAUGCUUUUG